AUGGCUUACCCGAUCCAUGAACGCGCCCAAGAGGCCUUCUCGGAGUUCGUCGACGAUCCCUUCCUCCAGAAGCACGGAGUCAUUCGACGCCAGUCUCAUAUGCGCAACCGUCGUGGCCUUGACAUCUACACCCAGUCAUGGGCACCUGCUGGCUCGAGUCGUCGACCGUGUGGUCUCGUGUGCAUGAUCCAUGGAUUCAUGGUGCACAGUGGAGGGCCCUGGGAGCUGACAGCCAUUGCGAUGGUCAAGCAGGGUUUUGCAGUAUAUGCCUUGGACCUACAGGGCCAUGGGCGCUCUGAAGGCCUCCGGGGCUACAUUCCAGAUAUCCAAUGGCUCUUGGAUGACUGCAUUGAAUUCUUCAAUUGUAGUCGUGCUGAAGCACCAGGCCUUCCGGCAUUCUUGUAUGGGGAGUCCCUCGGGGGUGCACUGGCUCUGUUGGUGAGCCUCCGGCAGCCUGGAGUCUGGAAAGGGGUAAUCCUGAGCGGCCCGAUGUGUGGCAUCGCCCGAAGUUUCAUGCCGCCAUGGCCAAUGGAGCUGCUCCUCCCACUGGCUUCCAUCGUGGUGCCCACAUGGAAGGCAGUCCCCACACAAUCCCUAGUGAAGGCCUCGUACAAGGAACCAACAUUCAGGAAAUUGAUCAGGACCGAUCCCUACUUAUGCAGAGGGCUGCCACGUGUUGCCAGCGCUCGUGAGCUCCUAAAGGCCUGCGAUGAAGUACAAAGAAGGAGUUAUGAAGUCUGUGUCCCUCUGCUAAUCUUGCACGGCGAUACUGACCAUGUCUGUGAUGUUAAGGCAACGGAGGUUGUCUACGAGAGGGUGCAGAGCCACGAUAAAACACUGAAGAUUUUGCCAGGAAUGUGGCACCAAUUGAUUGGAGAGCCACCGGAGAACGUCGAUUGCGUGUUCAAGCUCGUCUUCUCGUGGCUCAGAGAUCGAGCCACUGGUGCAUGUAAUGGCAAUGCCAAAGGCUAA
Molecule: messenger RNA, 972 nt
Organism: Amborella trichopoda
Lineage: Eukaryota; Viridiplantae; Streptophyta; Magnoliopsida; Amborellales; Amborellaceae
Product: caffeoylshikimate esterase
Source: RefSeq, a predicted model, not a curated record